CUCCCGGUCCCCGCCUCGGCCCCGGGCUCCGAAGCGGCUCGGGGGCGCCCUUUCGGCCAGUGUCGUCGUCGACCCCCUCCCCAGCCCCAGCCCCUGGGGACCCAGGCUCGCCAGCGCCCAGCCAGGGAGCCGGCCGGGAAGCGCGAUGGGGGCCCCUUCCGCCCUGCCCCUGCUCCUGCUUUUCGCCUGCUGCUGGGCGCCCGGCGGGGCCAACCUCUCCCAGGACGACAGUCAGCCCUGGACAUCUGAUGAGACAGUGGUGGCUGGUGGCACCGUGGUGCUCAAGUGCCAAGUCAAAGACCAUGAGGAUUCCUCCCUGCAGUGGUCUAACCCUGCCCAGCAGACUCUCUACUUUGGGGAGAAGAGAGCCCUUCGAGAUAAUCGGAUCCAGCUGGUUCGAUCCACGCCCCACGAGCUCAGCAUCAGCAUCAGCAACGUGGCCCUGGCGGAUGAGGGCGAAUACACCUGCUCCAUCUUCACCAUGCCCGUCAGAACUGCCAAGUCCCUCGUCACCGUGCUCGGAAUCCCACAGAAGCCCAUCAUCUCUGGCUACAAGUCAUCGUUACGGGAAAAGGACACGACCACCCUAAACUGUCAGUCUUCUGGGAGCAAACCUGCAGCCCAGCUCACCUGGAGGAAAGGUGACCAAGAGCUCCACGGAGAGCCAACCCGGAUACAGGAGGAUCCCAACGGCAAAACCUUCACCGUGAGCAGCUCGGUGACCUUCCAGGUCACCCGGGAGGAUGACGGGGCGGACAUUGUGUGCUCUGUGAACCAUGAGUCUCUAAAGGGGGCUGACAGGUCCACCUCUCAGCGCAUCGAAGUCUUGUACACACCGACGGCGAAGAUCAGGCCGGACCCUCCCCAUCCUCGCGAGGGCCAGAAGCUGUUGCUACACUGUGAGGGCCGAGGCAACCCCCUCCCCCAGCAGUACCUGUGGGAGAAGGAGGGCAGCGUGCCGCCCCUAAAGAUGACGCAGGACAGCGCCCUAAUCUUCCCCUUCCUCAACAAGAGUGACAGCGGCACCUACCGCUGCACGGCCACCAGCAACAUGGGCAGCUACAAGGCUUACUACACCCUCAAUGUUAACGACCCCAGUCCGGUGCCCUCAUCCUCCAGCACCUACCACGCCAUCAUCGGUGGGAUCGUGGCUUUCAUCGUCUUCCUCCUGCUCAUCCUGCUCAUCUUCCUCGGCCACUACUUGAUCCGGCACAAAGGAACCUACCUUACACACGAGGCGAAAGGCUCCGACGACGCUCCAGAUGCGGACACAGCCAUCAUCAACGCAGAAGGCGGGCAGUCGGGCGGCGACGACAAGAAGGAAUAUUUCAUCUAGGGGCACCCCCCCAGGGACCCCAUGGGGACUGCUGGGGCCAUCACCAACCGGACUUGUACAGAGCGACCGCAGGGCCGCCCCUCCCGCUUGCUCCCCAGCCCCCCCACCCCCCUGUACAGAAUGUCUGCUUUGGGUGCGGUUUUGUACUCGGUUUGGAAUGGGGAGGGAGGAGGGCGGGGGGGAGGGAGGGUUGCCCUCAGCCCUUUCCGUGGCUUCUCUGCGUUUGGGUUAUUAUUAUUUUUGUAACAAUCCCAAAUCAAAUCCGUCUCCAGGCUGGAGGGGCAGGGGGCCCUGGGGUGAGGAAAGCAAAAAAACAAAAAACAAAAAACAAAACAAACAACCCAGGGUGUUAGGAGGAGAACGAGGAGAGGGUAAGGGCAGGAAAGGAGCAGGGCUGGUUUGGGGGGUGGGGGGCUCUCCCCAGCCCUCCACCCUCCGCAGCAGAGCCUCUUCCCGGGCUUCCCAGGAAUGGGGAGGUGGUGAGCAGGAGCGGCAGGUGGCUUUCCUCUGUCAGUCGCACGCCCUGAGUGGUGGACAGAGGAGCAGGUAUCACCGUGACACCCCUCCCCCACCACGACGGGAAAGGAGUGAAUGGAGGUCCCCGGCCACGAGACCUGCAGAUAGCCUGUUGCCACGCAGGGGCUCAGGGCUUCCACGUGCGGAGGACCCGGGUGCCUGCAGGAGGGGUGGACUUGGACAGGAAGGAUGGUAGAGAUGGCCCUGUCCCCCCCCCUCACCCCCCACAGUGAGUGGAACCAUCCUGGGGGGAACAGCAGAGCAAGGCUGCCCCUCCAGGCUCUCUCUGUGGGAGAAGCUCUGCUCUGGGGCCUGAACUGAUUCUGCUCCCCGCGCCGAGGGGCCCCUCGCUCUCACCCAGCCCCGGACUGUUGCACGGCAACCACUCCUCUCCUGGCAUUGCUCAGCAACUUCUCCUCCCUGUUUUGUGCUGCCCUGUGCCCCUUCCUGUUCCCGAAGCCAUCCCUCAGUCCUCCCUACCUCCCUCAGCAGCCAGGCAGACACAACAACAAAAAUACUAAAAGGAGCUUCGCUGCACUGAGCUGUUUCCUGCCCAGACGAAGGGAAUAACGUGUGUGGAUGCGUGUGUGCGCGCGCGCGUGUGUCUGCGCAUGUGUGUGAGUGUGUGAGAGGCAGAGGGGGUCCUGGGCAGGUGGGCGGGCUGUGGGGCAUGUGAAGAAGGGCUUUGGGAGCCGAGGCUUCCUAGGCAGGCUUUGCACCUCACCUGGGAUGUGGCUCCACCCUGCUCUUUUCCAUGUCAGCCCCAGUGCCCAUCUGUCAUGCAGAAAGCAGUCCCAGGGUGUGUUUCUGCUCCGUUGUCCAUCUCGUCUCUCCCUCAAGCAACCCCUGCCUCCACAUCCCUUCUCAGAGCCAUGAGUCAGUGCCACAGCCUCUGCUAUGCAUCCCUCAGGCCUCUCCCUGGCGCUGACCCUGGAAUGACCACUGUCACUUCUUUUGCCCAUAGUCUGUACCCAGUGCGUUGAGGGCUGGGAAUGCAACCUGUCUCCUUCCCUUCUCCGCCCCUCCUUUGGAUUUUCUGUCUUCCUUCCUGCCGGAGCUGGUUGCCGUGGAGACGAGGCCGCUCACCCUCCCCAUCCAGCUGCCCCGCCUCAGACCCGGGGUGCCCCUUGGCCCCCCCUCACCCUCCUCCAGCAUGUCCUCCCUGCUCGGACAACCCAGGGGCACGCAGAAUGGGGGCUGCUGUCUCCAGUAGGUCUGCCCACCCCCUUCCGUUCAGGUAAUGCCGUUGUGAAUCUUCCAGCCUCAGGUGAGGGCCCCAGGCACCGCAGGCAGCCCCUCACCUAAGCCAGGGCCCCCUCCUCUUCCCGCAGCAAGGCAGCCUAGGGCCUCGGGCCUUAUCGGCUCCCUGUCUCCCAGCACUUGCUUUUGGGAAAAUGACUUUUCCUCUUUGAGCUGAACCACUCUGUCCAUAUUACACAGAAGCCAUAUUUGUACGGGGGGGGCGGGGGGAGAGGGGCCGUUGUGCUGUGUGUGUCUGUCUGUGGGGGUGGGGUGGGGAAGGGAGCAGGGAGGGCACCGUGUAUCUUUAUAAUCUUUCUAACUCUCCUGUGCUAAUCUCAGAGGGGCCACCCUCAAUAUAUCUGGAUUAUCCGUGUCUUUCAGCUGCCUCCUUCUUGCUGCUCUGGCUCCUGUUGGGGUGCAUGUACGUAGGGGCUGUUCUGCUGGUGCCACCGCACCUGGCGCCUCCGGGGUGGUGUGUGCGCUGCCAUGCCGCGCGCCCCAGGGCACUCCUGGAUGGAAAAAUUAUAACUCUCCAAGGGAGAGAAAUGCAUUCAUCCCCUUUGGACAGGUCCUUGCUUUCCAGAGUGUUUGGGUUGGGGCAUCUAAUGGCUCCCCACUGCCCUCUGCCAGGCUGUGCUGGAGAUGACGGAGACGAAGGUGGAGACCUCCGAACACCACUCCGGGACCCCUUCAGCAGACCCCCAAACUCACUUUCUAGCCCCCCUCAUGGUGAACCUGAAACUGGAGCUAGUGUCCUGGGAGAAAAGGGGACCAGCUCUGCAAGGCAGUCACCCCUUUGCCCUUUGGCUUCCCUGCUCCACCUCCAGGCAUCCUUCUGUGAGUGGGAAAGAGCCCUUGGCAGAACCGGCUACCACGUCCCAUGCUUUCUUGGACAAAUGAAACAGCGUCACCUAACCAGCCCUCUCUAUCUCAUUGUUCUGACUCGGACACUCCACGACCCACCCCUCUCAACGUCCAGGCUAGGUCUC
Messenger RNA from Camelus dromedarius (Arabian camel), 4083 nucleotides. RefSeq names its product cell adhesion molecule 3 (gene CADM3). The record is from RefSeq and is a predicted model, not a curated record. Gene Ontology annotation, cellular component: presynaptic membrane. The transcript has 9 exons. Bases 146 to 1336 code for a protein of 396 amino acids. NCBI's taxonomy places the organism in Eukaryota, Metazoa, Chordata, Mammalia, Artiodactyla, Camelidae.